Pieris brassicae (large cabbage white) is the source of this 3507-nucleotide messenger RNA. RefSeq names its product lipoma-preferred partner homolog. The coding region runs from base 1426 to 2682 and encodes 418 amino acids. Gene Ontology annotation, cellular component: focal adhesion; stress fiber. The record is from RefSeq and is a predicted model, not a curated record. Lineage: Eukaryota; Metazoa; Arthropoda; Insecta; Lepidoptera; Pieridae. Gene Ontology annotation, biological process: cell-cell adhesion. The transcript has 3 exons.
AAGUUGCAACACAUCAUUGAUAUGCAGAAGCAACAGGAUCGAGGAUAGGACAUAGACUUAUGGGACUCCAGCGUUCACGGGCUUAAGGUCGAUGACGACCUUGAUGCUCCAAUUAGCCAUAAAGCUGAAGAUCUAUUCACGUAAUUACUUAGAAAGUGCAUAGGCUGGAAGCUUCGAGAGCAGCGCUAUAUGCCACACCCAACCAAAGGUUUUCGCUAUUUCUAAACUUUCGCUACAGGCGCUAGCGCCUCCCCCUUACAUUCCAUUGACGUAAGGUAUACCAGAAGCCACAAGGUCACCAGCUGAUUGACGACUUCGAAAGCCGUAAUGAUAAACGCUAAACAGCUGGUGGCCCUCUAGAAACCUCAGGAGCUGGCCGUUAAUAAUGGUUUCCAUUAUUUUCUAUUACAUGUGAACUGAUUAAGUCUCAUCCCCCCAUUUUUUGGUCCACAAGCCAACAAAGCUUUAUUAAGGCUUUUUAUAGAUUUUCUAUCACUUCCUUUUCAGUAGGCGCUAUAUACAAUGAUCACGUUUCGUUAUCUUUUAGUUCUGAAAUAGCGCACGUGUAUAAAGGGGUACAAGACUGGAUCUAAUAUACUCUCUUGCGGCUUCUAUUUCUUCAAAAUCAGAAAAUUCAUCAUUCGAAAUCAUCAUCAAAUCACGAACUCACAAUUAUGUGAAAUAUUUUUAAACUAACUCGUUUUGAUAUCUCUCAUCAUACUACACUCGUGUAGCACAUAACUUUAUGGAGUUAUGGUUGCCGGCUGUGGGACUGCACCAGUAAGAGCUACAUCCAAAUAAUUAAACGAUUCCAACAUCAUUCUUAAACAAAGUUCUCAAAGGAAUAGUCAAUGCUCAUCAAAGGACAUAACCAUUUGAAUUAAUGAAUUAGUUUUAGUGCACGUAAGUCGUAAGUCCUAAAAAGUGGUAAUUAACAAAAAUUACAUAAGAAUAGUCUUCCCCUUAAUAGAGACUGUAAGUAUCGAUAUCGAAAACAUAUGUUAAAUAUCCUUAUAGAAAUUGGCUAAGACUGAAAUUACUUUAGACUCUAUUACUAGUCUUAAGUUAUCCUAGAUCGUAAUUUUCAAUGAUGUCUCAGUAAAAAUACAAUUUAUUUAAAAAAAGACUGUGAUUUACCUCACGCUUGGUCACGUGACCAUUUUAAAAAGCGCUUAGCGUUAGUGGGUCACGCCUGUCGCAAAGCUUGUUUGUCUGGACAAGGCUUCUAAGUUCGACAUGCCCUCGAGUACAAGGGGCGUGGGGAUUAGAAAUAGUCUGUGUUCUGCACAGUGCUAAGUGCACUCUGCACUUGCAGUCGCCAGUAUCGAAUUAGUCAUUGAUCGUGCUAAUAUAAUUAUUUAUAUUUACAAUUAACAUUAAAUUAGUUUUCCUAAUUAAAACAACAACUUAUAACAGAAGUAAAAUAUGAAUACACUUGACAAACAAUUGGCUGAUUUACGAAUAUAUGCAAAUGAGCUAGAUGCAAAGUUACAGGAUGAUAUUAACACAACCAAAAGAAAACCGUCUAUUCCACCUAAAAAAUCUAAACCUCCGCUGCCGCAAAUACCUCAAAGUUAUUCUGUAAAGUCUGCGUGUGAGCCAUCCUAUUCAUCACGACUGGAAUCUGGAAGUCGUACCAGUUCUACAUACUCAAAUCUUGUACCGGUUAAGAGUUGUAUUGUGAGAAAUUCAGGUAGAGGCAAAAGUGGAGACGUGCUACUAUACAGUAACUUAGUGCCUCCUGGCGGCGUGAGUCAUGUUUAUACCAAUGUGCCAAUACAACGAAAUAACGAAAACUUUUACGAUAGAGAUGCAAGAUCAGAAGUGUCGAGAAUCAGUGAUGUGGGAAUCCAGUCAAAUUAUAGCGAGUUACGACGCCCUGGAUCCGCUUAUCCACCGUCAUCUGCAUCAGUAAACGCACAAGAUUUUUCUACUUACGGUGGAUCACAGACUUCAUCAACAUAUGAAUCAUUGUAUGAGCCUAUUAAUCCUCGACCCUGCAGCCAACUAUCAGGCACAUCACUGUAUGGAGGUUAUGUUGGAACAACAAUAGAAUCCACGCCAGAACCAGAUGAUGCCUUGUAUUGUGGAAACUGUUAUCGUUGUGGUGAAAAAAUUAUGGGAGAGACAACUGGGUGUACUGCUAUGGAAAGAAUAUAUCACAUUAAAUGCUUUUGUUGCCAGCAGUGUGGAAUCAAUCUACAGGGAAGACCUUUUUAUGCUGUACAAGGAAAAGCUCUCUGUGAAAGAGAUUAUCUGGAGACACUAGAGAAAUGCUGUGUUUGUGGUGAUCCUAUUUUGGAUCGCAUUCUAAGAGCUACUGGCAAGCCAUACCAUCCUCGCUGCUUCACUUGUGUUGUAUGCCAAAAGAGCUUAGAUGGCAUACCAUUUACUGUGGAUGCUGUUAAUCGAAUUCAUUGCAUCGAAGACUUCCAUAAAAGAUAUGCACCGCGCUGCGCGCGCUGUCGAGAGCCCAUUGUUCCAGAAGGUGGAGCUGAGGAAACAGUCCGAAUUGUUGCUUUGGACAAGAGUUUUCAUAUUGCAUGCUACUCCUGUGAAGAUUGUGGGUCAUCACUUUGCUCAAGGGAAGAAGGUCGUGGCUGCUAUCCUCUAGAUGAUCACCUAUAUUGUAAGGAAUGUAAUGCUAGACGCAUACAAGAUCUUUCUAGGAAUAUUAACUAGACUGAAUUUGUAUUAAGAUUUUGUUAUUAAAUUUUUUGUAAUCAUUUUACAAAUACCAGUAAGAACUGGCCAAAGAUCAAAUCCUCAAAACAGCCAUAUCAGGGUUUAAGGAUUUAAAAAUACUUAUUGAAUGAAGUAAACAUUUUUAAUUUAAACAUUGUGAUAAAGAUUUAUCGGUUUUUGAGUUUAUAUGUAAUGAUCUUGUUGCAUAUUAGUUAAAAGAAUAUGCAGUGUAAAUUUUGAAAAAAUAUGAAUCAACAGUUGUAGUCUUUAUAUCAUUGGCAUUUGUUUAUUUAGUGAUUUAAAUACAUGUUAUGACAUGAUUUUACCACCAUUGUUAAAGCAUUUGUAGUGUUAAUGAAGCAUUCCAUGUAGCAAGUAAUAUAAAAUUAUUUAAGGCUGUGUAUGAAAAGCACCAUUUUUCAGUAUUAUUUGCAAACCAUAUUGUGUGAUUAAGUAUUAGGUAAUUUUAUAAUACAGACAUAUAUCCCAAUUGACCAUAAGGAAUAAUAAAAAAUAUUGCAAAUAUAAGACCAAGUGAAAUAUUUUUAGCAGGCCAAAAUAGGCUUGUACUAUUUGGCGCCGCCUAUAUAACAUGCAACUUUUAUGUGCACUUUUCGUUACUGCAAUAUUAAUAAAUGUUGUAAAAUUACUUUAACUAUACAUAUUCCCCCUAUAUUUAAAUGUGCCAUGUUUUAAUUUUAAUAAUUAGGUUGUGUAAACUUUUUUAAGAAUUUUAUUGUAAUGUACUUAAUUAUUGAUUGCACUUUUUUAUAUUUUAAAAUGUCAGUGUUGUCAAUGUAUGGAUUAUAUUGUUUUCAGAAA